AUGGACAACCUCACCAUCAUCACAGAUUUCCUUCUGAUGGAUAUCUCGAGCUCCUGGGAGAUACAGAUCUUGCAAGGAGUGCUGUUCUUAGUCAUUUAUCUGGGAGCUCUAGCUGGGAAUGUUUUAACUGUUACCGUCAUUGUGAAAGACCCACAACUGCACUCUCCAAUGUACUUCUUCAUAGGCAAUUUAUCUCUCAUAGAUCUUUGCUGCAUAUCAGUUAGUGUUCCCAAAUCAAUUGUGAAUUCUCUGACAGGUAGUAAAUUAAUCUCACUCAAAGAAUGUGCUGCUCAAAUUUUCUUCUAUAUAUUUUUUGCAUCUAUAGAGCUUGCUUUCCUUGUGGUAAUGUCCUAUGACCGCUAUGUUGCCAUUUGCCACCCUCUGCAUUAUGGACUCACCAUCACCCCGCGUCUUUGCACACAGGCAGCUGGUGGUUCAUGGGCAAGUGGGCUGGUCUAUUCUACCAUCCACACAGUGACCAUGUUCAGGCUUCCCUUUACAAAGUCCAAUGUGAUCCAUCAAUAUUUCUGUGAAGUACCUCAAGUUUUGAGGAUCUCAUCCUCAGAUGUUCAGUUUUCUGAGUCUGUGGCCCUAGCUAUAAGUUCUUGCAUUGUUUUAGUAUGUUUUGUCAUAAUGUUUAUGUCAUAUAUUAAUAUAUUUUCAAUGGUCCUUCGGAUGCGUUCUGUGGAUGCCCGUAACAAAGCCUUAUCUACCUGUACCCCACAGUUGGGGAUUCUUAUUUUGUUUGUAAUUUCUGGGUUGAUUGCUGUUUUAGGACCCAUUGGAAACAAAGCAUCUCUUAAGAAUCUUCUGACAGCUAUGUUCUACACUCUGGUGCCACCGUUUAUAAAUCCUAUCAUCUAUAGCCUACGGAACAGAGAGAUUAAAGAUGCUCUAGGCAGAAUGUUCAACAGAUAUUUUGAGUUUCCAAGGAGGGGUUUUUGA
Molecule: messenger RNA, 945 nt
Organism: Choloepus didactylus (southern two-toed sloth)
Lineage: Eukaryota; Metazoa; Chordata; Mammalia; Pilosa; Megalonychidae
Product: olfactory receptor 14I1-like
Exons: 1
Coding region: 1-945 (314 amino acids)
Biological process (GO): G protein-coupled receptor signaling pathway
Cellular component (GO): membrane
Molecular function (GO): odorant binding; G protein-coupled receptor activity; olfactory receptor activity
Source: RefSeq, a predicted model, not a curated record